Lotus japonicus is the source of this 1202-nucleotide messenger RNA. RefSeq lists its product as uncharacterized. The coding region runs from base 283 to 1158 and encodes 291 amino acids. Lineage: Eukaryota; Viridiplantae; Streptophyta; Magnoliopsida; Fabales; Fabaceae. The transcript has a single exon. The record is from RefSeq and is a predicted model, not a curated record.
CAUUCCACAAAAUCUUCAAUUUCCAUGAAAAAGCAACGUUUUUUCACUUGGGAUAUAUACAAACAGUACACGACAAAAUGUAACAUCAAUAAAGAAAUGCUUCAACUCCAAAACGUGUAGAUGAUUGGUUGAAUUCUCCUCAUUUCAGGGUUCAUGAAAGGCAAUAUAUUCAUGAGGUGUAUUAUUAAUCUUCUUAUCUUACCUUUCAUGCCUUGACAUUCAUAGUCUGCUUAUACAAUUCAAAAAAGGCUCUGCUGAUUUUUCCAAACCUACCAACCAUUCAUGGAAGCAGAGGCAAUCUUGAAGCUCUUUGAUUCUUGCUGGUUUGGGAUUCAAAAUUUGAAGGAGCAACCAAGUUUCUUAACAUCACCAAGUUCUCAUGUAAACUCAGAUCAUCUAGUUAAAGAAGGACCAUCAUUAGAACCAGUACUUUCGCGCAUCCAAACCGGUCAUACCAGGUCCAUGAGUGACCAGUUGAACUCCAUGACAAGCUUCAAGCAUGAUUCUCCUUCCCCAGACCCUGCCUUUUUCUCACCAAAGCUCCAAACUAUCUUCUCAGGAAAAGAUGUCACAGACCCAGAAGGACCAUCAUUAGAACCAGUGCUUUCGCGCAUCCAAACCGGUCAUACCAGGUCCAUGAGUGACCAGUUGAACUCCAUGACAAGCUUCAAGCAUGAUUCUCCUUCCCCGGACCCUGCCUUUUUCUCACCAAAGCUCCAAACUAUCUUCUCAGGAAAAGAUGUCACAGACACAGAAGCUGGUAAGCAAGCACACAUGCAGCUUGAAGUGUUGCCUAAGAAGAACAUAACAAGAAGGGGAAGGAGGAAAAGGGAGAGAAAGAGUUUAUCUGACCUUGAGUUUGAGGAGCUAAAAGGGUUCAUGGAUUUGGGUUUUGUUUUCUCAGAGAAAGAUAAAGACUCAAGCUUGGCUUCAAUCAUUCCCGGGUUGCAAAGGUUUGGUAACAAUGCUGAGGAAGAAAAGGAUUCUAAUGAAUCUGCAAUUCAAAGGCCUUACCUCUCCGAAGCAUGGGAGGACCAGGAAAGGAGAAAGAAAGACAAACCGUUGAUGAAUUGGAAAAUUAAUGCUGUCAACAAUGAAAUUGACAUGAAAGAUAGUCUCAGGUGGUGGGCUCGCACUGUUGUUUCCACUGUCAGAUGAUGAAGUUCAGAUUUGUUUGAAUUCAAGUUCAAGAUUUUCUGUCA